UUUUUCUUCUCCUCGUUCUGCAGUCAUCUUCUCCAUCAAAAGCAAAGAGACAACAAAGAUGGAGAAUCUAACCUUGGUUUCUUGCUCAGCUUCUUCUUCAUCUCCCAAGCUCUUAAUCGGAUGCAACUUCACCUCCUCUCUUACCCCUGUAGGGUUUUCCCGCCGGAGUCCUAAGAUUCUCCUCCGUCGCUCCAAAAUCUCCGCCUCCUCCGCGCAAUCUCACUCUCCAUCUGAUAACACUGGAGAAAUUGUGGUAGUGAAACACAAGACGAAGGCUUUUGCAAGUAUAUUUUCUUCGAGAAGUGAUAAACAGACAGCCUCUGUUGCUUCCCCUAGUGUUGCUGUGCCACCACCGUCAUCUUCGUCAACCAUAGGGUCACCACUUUUCUGGAUUGGUGUUGGGGUUGGGCUAUCAGCUUUGUUCUCAUGGGUAACGUCAAACGCAAAGAAAUAUGCGAUGCAAACAGCUAUGAAGACAAUGAUGAACCAGAUGAAUACGCAAAACAGCCAGUUUAAUAAUCCUGGAUUCCCAACAGGGGCAGGAGCAGGAUCAGGAUCACCUUUUCCGUUUCCAUUUCCUCCUCAAACAAGCCCUACUUCCUCUCCGUUUCAAUCUCAGUCCCAGUCUUCAGGGGCUACUGUUGAUGUGACAGCUACAAAAGUAGAUAGGCCUCCUGUGUCUAAGCCACAAACUACACCUACACCUCCUACAAAGAAUAUAGAAGUGGAUAAGCCAAGUGUUGUUUUAGAGGAAAACAAAGCGAAGAAAGAAGAAAAGAACUACGCCUUUGAAGACGUUUCCCCUGAGGAAACCACUAAGGAGAGUCCAUUUAGCAACUAUGCAGAAGUCUCUGAAGCUAGUGCCCCCAAAGAAACUCGCUUAUUUGACGAUGUUCUGCAAAAUGGAGCUGCUCCUGCCAAUGGUGCCACUGCUUCAGAGGUUUUUCAAUCUUUGGGCGCUGGGAAAGGAGGGGCUGGUUUGUCAGUAGAAGCUUUAGAGAAAAUGAUGGAAGAUCCAACUGUUCAGAAGAUGGUUUACCCACAUUUGCCUGAGGAGAUGAGAAACCCAGAAACUUUCAAAUGGAUGCUUAAGAAUCCUCAAUACCGUCAACAGCUACAGGACAUGUUGAAUAACAUGAGUGGGAGUGGUGAAUGGGACAAGAGAAUGACGGAGACCUUAAAGAAUUUUGACCUGAAUAGCCCUGAAGUGAAGCAACAAUUCGAUCAAAUAGGACUGACUCCAGAAGAAGUCAUCUCUAAGAUUAUGGAGAACCCUGAUGUUGCAAUGGCAUUCCAGAAUCCUAGAGUCCAAGCAGCAUUAAUGGAAUGCUCAGAGAACCCGAUGAACAUCAUGAAGUACCAAAACGACAAAGAGGUAAUGGAUGUGUUCAACAAGAUAUCGCAGCUCUUCCCAGGAAUGACGGGUUGAAAAGGCUCGCUGAUCACCUCUUUUGGUUUUAUGACUUCUAUCUUAUUGGAUCAGAGGUUCAUGUCUUUCUUUAGCUUUGUAGGAGUGAGAGAAGAAGAAAAAAAACAUGUUUUGUUUUGUUAACAAAAUUGGUUCAGUUUUGCUCAGAUCAGAGAAGAUCUAUUGUUGUAUAACCGUAUUUUAUCCAUCUACAUCUCUAUAUAUCGAAUAACGGGUUUGUACCUUGUACCUUUGUAAACGCAACCGCGAAUUUGAAUCGUGUAACACCUUUUUUUGGUGGA
Messenger RNA from Brassica napus (rape), 1710 nucleotides. Its product is annotated as protein TIC 40, chloroplastic. Gene Ontology annotation, cellular component: chloroplast thylakoid membrane; chloroplast inner membrane. NCBI's taxonomy places the organism in Eukaryota, Viridiplantae, Streptophyta, Magnoliopsida, Brassicales, Brassicaceae. The record is from RefSeq and is a predicted model, not a curated record. Gene Ontology annotation, biological process: protein import into chloroplast stroma; chloroplast organization.